Messenger RNA from Blastomyces dermatitidis ER-3, 5007 nucleotides. Its product is annotated as DNA mismatch repair protein Msh1. The record is from RefSeq and is a predicted model, not a curated record. Gene Ontology annotation, biological process: mismatch repair. The transcript has 3 exons. Gene Ontology annotation, molecular function: mismatched DNA binding; ATP-dependent DNA damage sensor activity; ATP binding. Bases 81 to 3059 code for a protein of 992 amino acids. Gene Ontology annotation, cellular component: nucleus. NCBI's taxonomy places the organism in Eukaryota, Fungi, Ascomycota, Eurotiomycetes, Onygenales, Ajellomycetaceae.
CGACGCCAAAAUAUAAAUUCCGAGAUAAACCAGGGGAAGCGGAUGCAACGACACAGCCUGGUUUGUGGAUAUGGUGGAUAAUGUCAAUUUACCUAUCUCGUGGACGGCAGCUGAAACGCCCUCUACUGUCAAUUUCUUUGCAUUGCUGCCCUGCCCGCAAUGCUCCCCUUUCGCGCCGCGGAGUGCUUCCCUUGGAGCUCAAUCGCGGCGCAAAGAGAAAAUCUACAGCCAAACUUAAGGAUCUUCCUCAAGGGCGUUUGGAACCAAUAGAACCGUAUGCUCCUCUCGUUAACGAUGCUCCUCAGUAUCCGACGGUGAUACAAGGCGCAAAAAACAAUAUGCUGAAGUUUAAGAACUGUGUACUGCUCACGAGGGUGGGAAACUUCUACGAACUCUAUUUCGAACAAGCGGAGGAAUACGCCACGCUGUUGAAUUUGAAACUUGCCCAGAAGAAGACAAACGCUGGAGCCGUGCCUAUGGCUGGCUUUCCCUUUUUCCAGCUCGACCGAUUCCUUAAAAUCCUCGUUCAAGACCUUAACAAAUAUGUUGCCAUCAGUGAGGAAUUUGCCAAUAAUGUUGUUGGUAAAGCGAAGUCCGGGGGUUUGCAGUUCGACCGUAAAGUCUCUCGAAUUGUCACUCCGGGAACAUUGAUAGACGAGAAGUUUAUGGAUCCUUACGAGAACAACUUUCUACUCUCAGUAUAUAUGCCCACAACUCUCCCAGAAGAAACGGAAACAUCAUCGCCUGAACAGCAUUCUUCUAUGUCGGGCACUCAGCUCAUUGGCCUCUCUUGGUUAGAUUUAUCCACUGGCGACUUCUUUACCCAACAGACGAAAGCGCAGAUGUUACCGUCUGCUCUAGCUAGGAUUGGUGCUAGGGAGAUAGUCAUAGACCAGAAUGUCGGGCCAAAAAUAAGACAAGAACUACAAGCUAUUGUCGGACAAGACCAGCAGCAUCUGAUAACGUCAUUUAGCUGUCCAAAUGAGAUGAGGACUUUAGCAGAGUGGGGUUCCAUUUUUGAGUCUCCGAUACCUCUUGAGGUAGCUUCCAUGUUCACUAUGGAAGAAACAGCGGCCUGCAAUAUAUUGUUGGAAUAUGUCCAAGUUCAAACGCAGGGAGUGAAGAUGAAACUCCAAGCGCCCCGCCGUAGGCAUUUAGAUGAGUCCAUGACUAUUGACCGUAAUAGCCUAAGAGGGCUUGAGAUUUUAGAAACUGCUCGAGACGGGCUUGGAAAAGGAAGCCUUCUCCAUGCUGUGCGGCGUACUGCGACAAAAAGUGGAGCUCGAUUGCUCAGGGACCGGCUGACUUCACCUUCCGCUUCAUUACACGUUAUCAAUGAGCGACUUGAUUUAGUAUCCAAGUUCCUUGAGGAUGAAGAUCUACGCCAAAACAUCAUACUCCUCCUUAAACGUAGUUUCGAUGCUCAACGACUAGUUCAAAAGUUCUCAUUAGGCCGAGGGGAUCCGGACGACCUACUUUGCCUGUCAAAAGCAAUCCAAGCGUCGCAGGAAAUAAAAUCAGUUUUACUCCGGCAUAUCAAUCAGUAUGCUAAUAAGCCUUCUGAUCUGACUAGCAGUUUACGCUCCAUGCUGGACCGUUUAAAUCUCGAUGGCCCCGAAACUCUUUCACAGAGGAUACUGGCGGCGAUAGACGAAGAGGGCCUUCUCCAAAAGCAAAGAAUCGAAGACGAUGCCGCUGCAGACGCUGCGGCUCUCGCUCAGGAAGUGAUUUUAAAUGAAGGGUCGUCAGAAGACCUAGAAGCCAUGCCUAAGCCGGUCAGAACCCAACGAGCCGGUAGGCAAAAGGAUUCGAACGGCACUGAGCAGGCAGAUCGGACCACAUGGAUCAUGCGCCGGGGGGCAACUAAGAAUUUGCAAAAGCUACAUGAUGCUCUUGAUCUCCUUCUAGCGGACAAGUCCGAACUAACAAAGACGUUGCGAGAGACCGCUGGGACUGAGAAUUUAAGUCUCAAGUGGACACCUGGGCUUGGCCACAUUGUUCACAUGAAGGGAGUAAAAGCAUCGCAACAGUCAGUUGAAGCGUUGGGAGCAACGCGAACAGUCUCUUCAUCAAAAUCAACACGCUCCUUUUAUCUAAGUUCCUGGUCACAAUUGGGAAGCAGAAUUGACGAUGCAAAGUUCCACAUACUGUCCGAGGAGCAGCGCAUCUUCGAAGAGUUACGCGAAGCGGUGAUUUUGAAUCUUGUGAAGUUACGCCGAAAUGCUGCUGUCUUGGAUGAACUCGAUGUUGCGUGUUCGUUCGCCAGCCUUGCUGAAGAACAGCAGAUGGUUCGUCCUGUAGUCAACAAUAGCAGAAGUCACAAAAUAGUAGGCGGGAGACAUCCGACAGUUAAACUUGGGCUGGAAGAACAAGGGCGUCCCUUCGUUAGCAAUGACUGUUUUAUCGGGGAACAGGAACGGAUAUGGCUCAUAACGGGGCCGAAUAUGGGUGGAAAAAGCACAUUUUUGCGCCAAAAUGCUCUGAUUACCAUCCUUGCACAGGUUGGAUCUUUCGUACCGGCGGAGCAUGCAGAGAUCGGUAUUGUGGACCAGAUAUUCAGCCGCAUUGGUGCUGCAGAUGAUCUCUUCCGGGACCAGUCAACAUUUAUGGUGGAGAUGCUGGAAGCAGCGACGAUUUUGAAAAACUCUACAUCACGCUCCUUUGUGAUUAUGGAUGAAGUUGGGCGAGGGACAACGCCUGAGGAUGGAACAGCCGUGGGGUUUGCUUGUCUACACCACCUCCAUAACGUCACUCAAUGCCGUACUCUAUUCGCUACCCACUUCCAUGUGCUGGCGGACAUGACCGCUCAAUUUGAGCAUUUGGGUCGAUACUGCACGGACAUAAAUGAGGACCCUUCGGGGUCUUUUUCAUUUGUCCACAGACUGAGAAGGGGUGUGAAUCGAGAGUCUCAUGCUCUAAAGGUCGCACGGCUAGCGGGUCUCCCAGAGAGUGCCAUUGCCGUUGCAAAGGAUGUGUUGUGCAAGCUAUCACAUGGCAGAAGUUUUGAACCUAAUGAGGCGGUCUCUUCUCCUGACAGAGCUACUCGGGGCGGCUCCUGAUGUUUUAUUAUACCAUUUUUUUUUAUCUCAGAUCAUAAUAUGCCUUUUAAUCAUCUGAUUCCCCCUCGUGAAAAUACUCAAUCAUAUUAGCAAUUUGAUUCCCCACGAGCCGAAAAUUAACGAAGUGUACAUAUACUGAAAUUUCCGCUCAUAACUUAGCCACCUCAUCCUCAUACUCCUCCAUCUCCCUUAUAUCCACAUCCACAUCUACAUCAACAACAAUCCCCUCAUCAAACGCAACCUCCUGACAAUCAUCCUCCGCAACCCCAUUCGCAAACUGCACCACUACGAAGUCCACCCGACGUCUCCCCACCACUACCAUUGGCGCAUGCCAAGUGGCAGCCCCAUACGUCACCGCUUGACCACCAUGCGCAAUGAACGCUUUCAUAUUCCGUAGAUCCGGCGGGUCGCGAAUGAGAACCUGCUCCUUGCCACCCUGAGCAUUGACAACCGUAGCUUGCGCCGUCUGCCCGUGUAGUGACGGUGCGACGAUGAUGAGGUAACUGGGCACGGGAUUGUCAUUGCCGCCACCGUCGUUCUUAUUGCGCGCUCCCGUAGAUAAAGCAUUGUUCUCAUUAUCGGGCCGUUUUCUGUCCACCCCAGAUGGUACGCCCAGCGGAAUAAACGUCUGCGUAGUAAACGGAUGUCGCUCCAGAAUCCUUACAUCGAAGAGUCCACCGGCAGGCUUUCGUCCCCGGCCCCCUCCUCUCCUCAAUGCCCGCGGGAAACACGAGAACAUACUCAUGCGCGGCUCCCCGUUGCUCCUCUUCCCCUGGCCCUCAGCGCUUGUACAUUGGUCGUAAUUAUUCUGGAAUACGGAGAUCGGGCUGUAUUUCAAUGCGGUAGAUUGGUUGGCGAGGAUUGGAGUAGGGGUAUUGGAUGGAUUUGGAUCAGCAUCGGGGAGAGAGGAGAGAGAAGAAGCAGGGGGUGCGCGGGUGAGGGUUGCUGGUAACGGGCUAGAUAUGGCAGUGCCAAACGGAUGGAAGGAAAGUAGGGUGAGAGGGGAGGGAUGUAUGGUCAUAUUUGAUGUAGGGAGAAUCGGCGGAGGCAUUGUCGAUGGUAUAGGUAUAUGAGUUAAGUGUAUGAUAUGUGCAAAUUGUCGUUUAUUGUUGGGAGUAGGAGCUUUUCAUGUCCCUACAGCAGACAAAAGGCGGAGGUUGCCGCCGAGUUGCAAGGGCUCAGGCUGUGGCUGGCGGUGACGUAGUUAUUUUUCACUUCGUUAACUAACUACUCCGUACGGAGUAGUUAUAAGCUUGUUUGGCUGGUUUGCCUGGAGAGAAGCUCCCCAUGGUUUGCCGAGGCAUAAAACAACAGGUAAACAACAACUUACGGAGUACAAGAUCCAUACCAUAGUUAACAUCUCCAAUGUUCUUUCAACUGAAUCAAAUACAAAGCGUUGCUGGACAUGGCAUAUAAUGUUCAAAUUACAAGCCAAUUGAUUUUCGGAAGUGAGAUAGCUAUCCUAUUCAUACUUGGGUACCAUCCAUGCGAUCUUGUCUCGUCUCAAGCAAUGUGGGCGCAUUUGUAGACACCGAGUACUAUCCAUUUAUGUAUAUGUAUAUUCCCCAAUCCCACUACUAUAAGUAGUAGUAUUUAUCCUCUCGCUAUUCAUCCUGAAUCUUUGCUACCACCUUAUUCGCUUUUCCGGCACCCUUUUGCUGAUACUGAUGCGCCUCAAGUGCAUCUUCAAAACCGCCCUUACCCACCAAAUCAUAUGGGGGAGGGAAUAAUUGACCCCCUUGUUCAAAUAAUGCCACAAAUACUGGAAUAUACUCAGCAAUCCUCUCAUUGAUAUGUUCUGCAGAUGGCCGUCCAAUCUGCCCUAGCUCAACAAGUUUUGUUUUGCCCCCUUCGAAGUCGGCGAUCCCACUCCUAGAAAUGCGGUCAGUUCGGAGCUUUAAAGAAACUAAAAAAAAAAAAAAAAAAAAAAAAAAAAAAAAAAAAAAAG